Molecule: messenger RNA, 1020 nt
Organism: Ambispora gerdemannii
Lineage: Eukaryota; Fungi; Glomeromycota; Glomeromycetes; Archaeosporales; Ambisporaceae
Source: the annotation of a GenBank genome assembly
AUGCAUGCACAGAUCGUCAAAAGUGUAGAUCAUAGUGAAACCUUUGCUUCUCGCUUGAAAUUUUUCAAGAACGCGAUGCGAAAAAAACGUGCAAAGCAAUAUAAACGCCUCAUGGCUUUGUACUCGACCUCCUUUGGGUUUAGGGAACCUUACCAAAUAUUACUGGACGGUAACUUUGCGACAACAGCCACCAGUUAUAAAAUAAACCUUGAAACACAACUUUCUAAAGUAAUGCAAGGUUCAAUAAAGCAAAUGUACACUCUUUGUUCCAUUAAUGAGUUGCGUCAGAGUGGCGAGAAAGAGCAUUCACGGGCCCUACAGUUCCUUAGUCAAUUGGAAAAACGAGGGUGUUCACACCUUGGCUCUUCCGUAUCUAGCGCUGAAUGUCUCGCAUCGAUAAUUGGCAAUGAAAAUGAGCAUAGAUAUUGCGUUGCCACGCAAAAUCGGAAGCUUCGCGAAAAACUUCGUGGAAUUCCCGGGGUCCCAUUAUUAUAUAUUAAUCGAACAGUAUUAAUAUUUGAACCACCUUCUUAUGUCACAUUGGAAAAAGCGAAACAAAUUGAAAUCGCGAAAACUUUACCAUCAACGGAUGAAAUGAAUUUCUUAAAGAUGACAAAUUCUGAUGCAAAGAAUAAAAUUGGCGCAAAAUCGAAAGCUAAAAAGAAACAUAAAGGUCCAAAACAACCAAACCCAUUAAGUUGUAAAAAGUCGAAAAAGAAACCAUCACAAAAGAUAGCCACGAAAAACAUAAUCGAAAUCUCAAAAAAUACAUCUGAAACAAGGAAACGAAAACGUGAAAAUGACGAGAAAGAAGAAUAUAUAGAACAGAACAAAGAUGGACAGAGUAUCGAUAGCAAUGCAAAUGGGAGCAUUGGAUUAGUAAAUGGCACCGAACACAUUAUUAAAGAGAGAAAAAGAAAGCGAAAAAAGAAAAAAAGAAAGAAAAACGAGGAACUACCUCAAAAUAGGAGCAAUGAUGUUGACGAAGAAAUCAGUUCUUCUGGAGCAGAAUCUAAAUAA